Gallus gallus (chicken) is the source of this 210-nucleotide messenger RNA. It is a transcript of the gene NDUFB7, whose product is annotated as NADH:ubiquinone oxidoreductase subunit B7. NCBI's taxonomy places the organism in Eukaryota, Metazoa, Chordata, Aves, Galliformes, Phasianidae. The record is from RefSeq and is a predicted model, not a curated record. Gene Ontology annotation, cellular component: mitochondrion.
UUAUGUGAUGCGCAUGAAGGAGUUUGAGCGCGAGCGGCGGCUGCUGCAGCGUCAGAGGCGGAUCCGGGAGCGGGAGGCGGCCGUGGCUGCAGAGUGACAGCGGUGGGACCCCCAACGAGGGGACCCCCAACAUUGGGACCCCCAACAAUGGGACCCCCAACGUUGGGACCCCCAGCGAGGGGACCCCCAAUAAAGGCAUGAAGCUCCAAA